Molecule: messenger RNA, 1910 nt
Organism: Tetranychus urticae (two-spotted spider mite)
Lineage: Eukaryota; Metazoa; Arthropoda; Arachnida; Trombidiformes; Tetranychidae
Source: RefSeq, a predicted model, not a curated record
ACAAAUUCAAAUCAUAUUUCCAAGUCAAUCAUUGCAACUCAAACAUUUAAAUAGUUUAACAAUCUUUGAUCAAUAGCAACAUUUAUGAGUCUCUACAUAAAAAUACUGAAAGUCACAAUUUUCUUGACUCACUAGCUGAUGUAUUUUGUAUUAUUGUUAAUCUAACGAAACCUUUGGUUAAACCAACAUGGUGCUUACGAAUUUUGAGCAAAAUUCAAGUAACUUAUACAAAAAAUUGUCGUCAAAUGAACGAAGUGGUCGAGCACAACUGGCUGCUCAAAUAACGGCUCAAUCAGCGUAUCAACCAGCCUACCAAUCAAAGUACAAUCCGUAUUCAUCUGAUCAAGUGAAAAAGCCUUCUUGGUUGAAGAGUAAAGUGAAAAAUUGGCCUGAAAAGUUAUCCAAAUGGGUGGAAAGCCAUGCAACUGAUUCCCAACUGAUUUAUCUACUCAAUUACAUGGAACAGCAAAGUAAAUCUCGAUUAAUUGUCAUCAAUGGUUACAAUCAAAAGGAGAACCGAUCGUUGAACAAGUUUAAAAUGGCUGCAAAUUUUUUUCUCUGUUUCUUGAAUUUUGUUAUUGUUAUAAGAUUCGGUGUUCUGGCCUGGUUACAAGACGAUGAAAUGAGAGGCAUUCUCGGUGAUUGUUUCAUUGGCUUCUUUGGUAAGGAAAUAUUAAACGCGACAACUUGCAUUGCUUUUUUUGUAUUUGCUAGCAUCAAACUAAGUAUGGCCUAUCAGGAGUUCAAAGCACCGAUAACCUAUCUUUGUUUCUUCAAUAAACUACGGAACAUCAAGUUCAGGGGGAAUAAGUUACUUCUAGAUCCACAAAAUGAGACUAAAUUUCGAAAGCUAAUCUUGGUGUUAGGAUACUUCAUAAUCAUGUCUACUUAUCUGGUCUGGUUACCCAUUCUCAUGAUUCACUUGUUUAGCAUGGUGACAAAUCCCUUCUUUACCUAUCCAUUGUUCAUCUGUCAAUGUGUCUGGUUAAUUCCUAUUCAUAUUUCCGUCUUUUUAUCGCUCCAAGCAAGUUGGUGGUUCUUUUUCCACCUCAUUGUUGGCAUUAGUUAUGCAACUGGUGUUUUCAAUUCGCUAGCAACCUUUGGUCAUCGAGUAAACAACAAAAUUAUAAAGACAAACCCAAAAGAGAUCAUCGCUUUCUUUCAGAGUCAACAGCGUCAAUUUAAUCUGAUUGAAGAGGUUAAUCGACAACUGACUUGGGGUACAUUCGCUGGAUACAUUUUCGGCUCUUUAAUGAGCGAAUUGAUCUUCUUUUGUUCAACCUACUUGGGAACUGGAUCCAAUAUUGUGGACAAUCUACUCUUGUACCUGGGCCUUGGUUUCUUUGGAGUUUUAAUUGCUUUUAAUUUGUUUGCUGCAAGAACCCAAAGCCAGAUAGUCAGAUGUGGACUCAAUAAUUAUCGUUUGUCGACAAUCUGGCCUUCUAAUUAUUCAAUAUAUUUUAAGGCUAGCGUAACAUUUGAAAGAUUAUCUUGCAAUACUAUGGCUUUUUAUGUUGGACAGUUGUUUCCCAUGGACGAUUUUCAUUUUUUAAUAUUCUUCUUGGAAAAUGCAAGUCUUUAUUUGUUAUUGAUCACCAAUAUUUCUGCUAAAACUGGACGACAAAAUUAGGUGGACAACGACAACAGUUGGACAGCCAAUUACGAGGACAACACAAGUUAUACAAUUUUAAUUCACAAUUAGACAAAGUUCGAGAAAUCAAAAAGACUUAGCAGUUGAAUAGCAGACUGAAACACACAUAGAGUAAAUGUACCUGAUUUACAUCAAUAUUAUACAUUGAAGGCAGCCUUUCUUCCCUAAAUUAUUGUACUCAUCUAAUGAUAUUAACAUUUUACUAUUUAUUGUAUUAGUAAGAACGGGUGAUAAACUGAUUGUAAAUUAAAUUUUAGUA